Molecule: messenger RNA, 3854 nt
Organism: Homo sapiens (human)
Lineage: Eukaryota; Metazoa; Chordata; Mammalia; Primates; Hominidae
Gene: KCNJ14
Product: potassium inwardly rectifying channel subfamily J member 14
Exons: 3
Coding region: 341-1651 (436 amino acids)
Biological process (GO): potassium ion transport
Cellular component (GO): membrane
Molecular function (GO): inward rectifier potassium channel activity
Source: RefSeq, marked validated
GAGUCGCAGCCAGCCUGGGAGCUGGGCCAUGUUGGCCGCAGAUGGCCCCCUGGUGAAGGUUCCCGUUGGCUUUGGGAAGUAGACAACGGGUCUGCCUCACGGGGCUGAGGUGGGACUGGAGGAUUUCGAGGGCAGAACUCUGGGAAGGAAAGAAAGGCUUAGGACCCAACCAGCAUUCCCCCUGGCACUGCGGGGGCCUGGCCAGCUCAUGGCGUUCCCUGAGCCUGUUCCCCAACUGUGAAAGGGGGUGAUGAUCUUCACCUCCCGGCAUCCUGAGCGGCCAAGCAGGUUGGGGGCGCCUGCCCCCCACUAGGCCAAGUGGAGGGGGUCCCUCCGUCCAAUGGGCCUGGCCAGGGCCCUACGCCGCCUCAGCGGCGCCCUGGAUUCGGGAGACAGCCGGGCGGGCGAUGAAGAGGAGGCCGGGCCCGGGUUGUGCCGCAACGGGUGGGCGCCGGCACCGGUGCAGUCACCCGUGGGCCGGCGCCGCGGUCGCUUCGUCAAGAAAGACGGGCACUGCAACGUGCGUUUCGUAAACCUGGGUGGCCAGGGCGCGCGCUACCUGAGCGACCUGUUCACCACAUGCGUGGACGUGCGCUGGCGCUGGAUGUGCCUGCUCUUCUCCUGCUCCUUCCUCGCCUCCUGGCUGCUCUUCGGCCUGGCCUUCUGGCUCAUUGCCUCGCUGCACGGCGACCUGGCCGCCCCGCCACCGCCCGCGCCCUGCUUCUCACACGUGGCCAGCUUCCUGGCCGCCUUCCUCUUCGCGCUGGAGACGCAGACGUCCAUCGGCUACGGCGUGCGCAGCGUCACCGAGGAGUGCCCGGCCGCUGUGGCCGCCGUGGUGCUGCAGUGCAUUGCCGGCUGCGUGCUCGACGCCUUCGUCGUGGGUGCUGUCAUGGCCAAGAUGGCCAAACCCAAGAAGCGCAACGAGACGCUGGUCUUCAGCGAGAACGCCGUCGUGGCGCUGCGCGACCACCGCCUCUGCCUCAUGUGGCGCGUCGGCAACCUGCGCCGCAGCCACCUGGUCGAGGCCCACGUGCGUGCCCAGCUGCUGCAGCCCCGUGUGACCCCAGAGGGUGAGUACAUCCCGCUGGACCACCAGGAUGUGGAUGUGGGCUUUGAUGGAGGCACCGAUCGUAUCUUCCUCGUGUCCCCCAUCACCAUCGUCCAUGAGAUCGACUCUGCCAGUCCUCUGUAUGAGCUAGGACGUGCCGAGCUGGCCAGGGCUGACUUUGAGCUGGUGGUCAUUCUCGAGGGGAUGGUUGAGGCCACAGCCAUGACCACACAGUGUCGCUCGUCCUACCUCCCUGGUGAACUGCUCUGGGGCCAUCGUUUUGAGCCAGUUCUCUUCCAGCGUGGCUCCCAGUAUGAGGUCGACUAUCGCCACUUCCAUCGCACUUAUGAGGUCCCAGGGACACCGGUCUGCAGUGCUAAGGAGCUGGAUGAACGGGCAGAGCAGGCUUCCCACAGCCUCAAGUCUAGUUUCCCCGGCUCUCUGACUGCAUUUUGUUAUGAGAAUGAACUUGCUCUGAGCUGCUGCCAGGAGGAAGAUGAGGACGAUGAGACUGAGGAAGGGAAUGGGGUGGAAACAGAAGAUGGGGCUGCUAGCCCCCGAGUUCUCACACCAACCCUGGCGCUGACCCUGCCUCCAUGAUGCAAACUGAUGUCCCCUUCCCCGUGUAUGCCCCCUUCCCCAAGGUAGCAAGAUGGAGGGAUGGGGCUCUCUCCUGGGAUGGGGGCAGGUGUUCCUGAAUACCGACAGGCCUGCUGGGUAAAUGACUAGGUGGUAAGGUUCUGCCAUGCCUGGUGACCCACCAUGGACAUACUGGACCUUAAUUCCUCUGCUUCUGUGCUCCCUCCUGAGAACCCUUUAUGAGCCUGAUUCCUCAGUCUCACCAGAAUUCUGGAUCACCCAAGAGGAAAAGACUGGCAGUUCUAGAUUCCUCUAUAUGGGGAGACCUGGAUUGUUGACCAGGGUGAGAAGCCAAUGGUAUAGACUGCCUCUGGGGAAGCAAGUUGGCAGUUCUUGAACAGCAUCAGAUAUCAAGAGUUUGUAGGUCUGGAUUCACCUAAGAUUCAAGGGAGUGUUGCUUCUCAACUCAGCCAACUGAGUAGCAAAUCAUUUGUUCUAGACCACCUAAGGAGGGAAGGUUAUGGAAUGCCCCAAGUAUUCAAGAUCAUCUUGAUUGACCAAAGACCAAAAAAAAAAAAAAGACCUGUGGUUCCAGAAAGCUCAUUAGUUGAGAUUCUGUGAGUCUAGGUUGACCACAGAGGCAAGCACUGGUGAGUCUAGGACAGAUUUUACGUGGAGAGUUGAACUACUCCAGAAACUAAAGAGUAAUGUUUCUAGAAUGCACAAAACAUUGUUAGUCUGUGGGUUUAGAAAGACUGAAGUGACAGAUUAAGAGUUCUUGAUAUUAGAUAACUCCAACUUCUGGCUGUAGAGCACCCAGCCAAGAGAAUAAGCAGUGCUUUGAAAGGAUCCACUGGGUGGGUUGUUUUUUUUUAAAGUGCCAUUCUAGAAUGUCCAAAGGGAAUCAGGAUUCUGUGGCUGUAGACUGAUCACAGAGUCAAGGAAGCAGUGGCAAUUCUAGAUAUCUGAGAUUUUGCUGGUUCCAGUUUGCCCAAUGGAGUUGAGAAUCUCAAUGAUUCUAGAUGACUUCUUGUGGUUCUGUAAUGCCAAAAGGAAUGAAGGCUCCAGGGAUACAGAGUUGUCCAUUACCAAAGCCUGGAAGUUCUCAUCACCUCCAGGUGGACUGCUUGGCAGUGCUAGGAGGUGGACUCAGGACUUCAGAAGCAACAUUUCUGGCCUGACCUGGAAGGUGAAGGUGAAGGUGAGACCCUGUAGGGCACAGGGCUAAUUAGUGGACAAGGGAAGGGGGAGGCCCAGGGCUGGUGAGUCUAGAAUGCUCUGGAACCCUACACCUAGUGAUGUGUGUCUAUUUCUUUUUCUUUUUCUUUUUUUUUUUUUUUUGAGACUGAGUCUCGCUCUGCCGCCCAGGCUGGAGUGCAAUGGCGUGAUCUCAGCUCACUGCAACCUCCGCCUCCCGGCUUCAAGUGUUUCUCCUGCCUCAGUCUCCUGAGUCGCUGGGAUUACAGGCAUGAGCCACUAUGCCUGGCUAAUUUUUGUAUUUUUAGUAGAGACGGGGUUUCGCCAUGUUGGCGAGGUUGGUCUUGAACUCCCGACCUCAGAUGAUCCACCUGCCUCGGUCUCCCAAAGUGCUGGGAUUACGGGUGUGAGCCACCAUGCCCAGCCGUGUGUCUGUUUCUUAAAGAUAUUAUACAUAUGUAUAUUAUAUAUAUGUAAUAUAAAUACAGAUAUCUAUCUAUUUUUUCCCUUGGUCCCUACAACAGGCUUAGAGAUGGAGUGCUAGCUAAUUGGAAUGAGGUCCUUUUCAAGGACCCCAGAAGCUUUGCUCUAAAUCCCAAUGCUGCCCCAACUUACUGUGUCACUUUGGACUCCUCUUCAUGUCAGUUUCCCCAUCUGUAAAAACGGGAUAUUGGAACUUGAAGUUCUUCAGGGGCCUUUCCAGCAGGAUGAGUCCUCACUACACCAAGGGUGGGAUGGGCAUUCGAGUCCUGGGGAUUUCCCUCCUCUCCCCAGUGCUGGAUCAUACGGCCUUCCAGGAGACGCUGGGAUGUAAGAUACUCUUGGAGGCUGGCUCUGAACUCGGGUGUCUGAAUCACAGGGCAAGGGUAGGCGUGGGCUGUGGCUAACAGCCAGAGUCACUUCCCUGGCCUAGCUUGGGGACCUGGGGAGGAGGAGGUAGCUCUGGACACCAGGGUUCUUCCCAUUGUGGGAGAGUGAGUGUUUUAGGGGGAGACCUGUCCCCCAGAUUAAAGAACUGGGAGCCCUA